Rattus rattus (black rat) is the source of this 1803-nucleotide messenger RNA. It is a transcript of the gene Mtch1, whose product is annotated as mitochondrial carrier 1. The transcript is spliced from 12 exons. Bases 31 to 1200 code for a protein of 389 amino acids. The record is from RefSeq and is a predicted model, not a curated record. Gene Ontology annotation, cellular component: mitochondrion; membrane. Gene Ontology annotation, biological process: positive regulation of apoptotic process. Lineage: Eukaryota; Metazoa; Chordata; Mammalia; Rodentia; Muridae.
UGACGGGGAGUGACCUCCACGCCUGGCGCCAUGGGGGCUUCGGACCCGGAAGUGGCGCCUUGGGCUCCGGGCCGCGCCGCGGGGAUGGCGGGAGCCGGAGCUGGUGCAGGAGCUCGGGGCGGCGCGCCGGCGGGAGUCGAGGCCCGCGCUCGGGACCCGCCACCCGCGCACCGCGCGCACCCUCGCCAUCCUCGGCCCGCGGCUCAGCCGUCGGCGCGCAGGAUGGACGGCGGCGCGGGCGUCCCGGGCUCCGGGGACAACGCCCCGACCACCGAGGCGCUGUUCGUGGCGCUGGGCGCGGGCGUGACGGCUCUCAGCCACCCGCUGCUCUACGUGAAGCUGCUGAUCCAGGUGGGUCAUGAGCCGAUGCCCCCCACCCUUGGGACCAAUGUGCUGGGGAGGAAAGUCCUCUACCUGCCGAGCUUCUUCACCUAUGCCAAGUACAUUGUGCAGGUGGAUGGGAAGAUAGGGUUGUUCCGGGGCCUGAGCCCCCGCCUGAUGUCUAACGCCUUGUCCACUGUGACUCGGGGCAGCAUGAAAAAGGUCUUCCCUCCAGACGAGAUCGAGCAGGUUUCCAACAAGGAUGACAUGAAGACCUCACUGAAGAAAGUUGUGAAGGAGACGUCCUAUGAGAUGAUGAUGCAGUGCGUGUCGCGCAUGCUGGCCCAUCCCUUACAUGUGAUCUCGAUGCGCUGCAUGGUACAGUUCGUGGGACGGGAGGCCAAGUACAGUGGCGUGCUGAGCUCCAUUGGGAAGAUUUUCAAGGAGGAGGGGCUGCUGGGAUUCUUCGUCGGCUUAAUCCCUCACCUCCUGGGCGAUGUGGUUUUCUUGUGGGGCUGUAACCUGCUGGCCCACUUCAUCAAUGCCUACUUGGUGGACGACAGCGUGAGUGACACCCCAGGGGGGCUGGGAAACGACCAGAAUCCAGGUUCCCAGUUCAGCCAGGCCCUGGCCAUCCGGAGCUAUACCAAGUUUGCGAUGGGGAUUGCAGUGAGCAUGCUGACCUAUCCCUUCCUGCUCGUUGGAGAUCUCAUGGCGGUGAACAACUGUGGACUGCAGGCUGGACUCCCUCCGUAUUCCCCUGUGUUCAAGUCCUGGAUCCACUGCUGGAAGUACCUGAGUGUGCAGGGCCAGCUCUUCCGUGGCUCCAGCCUGCUUUUCCGCCGGGUGUCAUCAGGGUCGUGCUUUGCCCUGGAGUAACCUAAGUCUCCUGACCAAACAUUUACGGGGUCUUGGCCUACCCCUGGUGAGGACCCAUCAUCUCAGACGCCUGAGGGAGACUCCAGCACAGCCUGGCUUCCUGUCCAUAUUUGCCGUGUGUCUGUCCACGUGUGGGCUGGUGGAGGUGGGUCACCUGGGGGAGCCUGGGAGAGCAGUGUUGGUGGCAUCCCCUUCCUGCCCAGAGGUCCUUGAGUCUCCAUCUUGUACACGGGCAGAGGAAGGCUGCGGAGGCCAAGGUCACUCCAAGGCAUCCCUGCACCUUCAGCCCAGCUCAUCCUGCCAGUCAGCCGGAAGCACCCCUCCUGCUUUGUAAAUAGGGCACCGUCAUGCCUGGGCCUGGGCCUGGGCUGGCGCUGCUGCGCUCCGCCCUUGUUCUCAACACUACUUUCCUGACACAAGGGCGGCGCCUCCUCCUGUGUGACUCCUCAGAAUGUCCCCCCUCAUCCUCUUGUCUGUGCCGGUGACACUGGGCAUGAAGGUUCACUCACCCGUGCAGUUACGCACAGGUCACAUAGGCCGCCAUCUAGUCCUCCCCUCGUGGUAAGAUAGACACAUCUCCUCGAAUAAAUGUAUUGGUAACGA